AUGAAAAAGGAACUCGCAACCACUUUCGUCCUCGCCACUGCCGUGGCUGUCACUUCCGUAGAGGCCGCACCACUCGGAACGGGCGUCUGCUACGCGCCAUGGCACAAUCCUCUCGUCAACUGGGAUGUGCUGCAGAAGGACAUGAGACAGGUUGCUCAGUAUUUCUCGAGCAUCCGCACGUACGAGGCGCGACUGAGUGGUGUGAAUGCUAUCGAUAUGGCGGCUGCGGGCCGGCCUCCGUAUCGCGUGUGCGACGGCUUUGCUCGGAACCCCUGGGCCGUUGAGGCCGUUUACGUUGGCAACGAGAACCUCCGCAACAACGGCUUUGGCCAGUACUCGGCUGAUGAGCUCGUGGGGUUUAUCAACCGGGUCAGGGGAUGCGUGCACUGGGAUACGCCCAUUGGAUCAGUGCAGCGCAUCAACGAGUGGCUGAGCGCCGAAGAUGCGUGGAAACUCGCGAACGCAGUGGACUACAUUGGGGUCACCAUCUACCCGUUCUUCACGCCCGGUCCGCAGGCUUCAAUACUAAAGCUGCAGGCCCAAUGGGACCAGAUGACGUCCAAGUUCGGUCCAGCCAAAGUGCACCUGACCGAGACAGGCUGGCCGUACGCGGGCGAGUGCUACGCCGGCAACCAACCGUCGCGUGAGAGCAUGCAACAGUACCUGAACGACUACGUAGCGUGGUCUCGCGACAAGGGCCAGUCGUACUGGUUCAUGAUGUACGACACGACGGUGAGCUACACGGGAGCGCAGUACGAGAAGCACUUUGGGCUCUUUGGCACCGACAUGACUCCGCACGUGACGAUUCCGAGCUGCUAG
Molecule: messenger RNA, 819 nt
Organism: Peronospora matthiolae
Lineage: Eukaryota; Oomycota; Peronosporomycetes; Peronosporales; Peronosporaceae
Source: the annotation of a GenBank genome assembly